CCCGGAUCUUGUUUGAUGUUGUCUUGUUGAGGCGUGGACAGGCUCACGGGACGUCCGCGUGAUCACCUCAGGAUUGGGGUUGGUCUUGUUUGAUUGAGAGACACCAGGAAUUCUGCAGUCUUACCGCAACUUUGCAAAGGAUGCCAAGAAUACCGAUUGAUACCUGGAGGAAUCCAAUCGAAGGAUGUGCCCCAGAUGAAUUGCGCCAUUGUGGUCCAGGGCCCUCUCACCGCUUCGUAUUCUUUUUCUAGAAGAGUGGGGACGGCCCUUAGGACGCUGGGUCGACCCGAGAAGUGGAAUUCACGGCCAAUAUUCGGGAUAUAUCCAUCGACUCGUAACGAGGGAUCCGGAGCGUACGCCAGAAUGAGAACCACUUCUGAUUCUUUGACCCCUAUCAAAUCCCGCGCUAUAGCGUCCACAUAGCGGGAUCUUUGUGGGAGCAAGUUCAAUGGGAAGGCAAACUUCGCGAUAACCAAGAAAACCUGAUAUUGGGCAUGGUUGGAAACCUUAUUGCGCGGGUCUCGGUGGUAAUAAGCAACGUUAUAUCCGAAUUAGAGCUCAUGUCAGAUUUGGCGAUCAGACAUUGGGCUAAAGGAGCCUCAGAGGAGGGGAAAUUGAGAGUCGGAAGGAAUCAGGAAUCAGGAGGGCACUUUGAGUUUCAGAUCCUGGGUGUGAUCCCCUCCAGACGACAACUUUUAGACUUUGUGGCUGUGUUGAUUGGUCUGUUCCCAAGUCUUUUUGCUCCUAGUAUUCGAACAUUUAUUAGACGAGCCGACCAGUAGGUAUGCAUUGGGCGGUGAUAAUGAAACAGUUGUUAGUUGGUGAUAUAUCCAACUGGAAAGAUAUUGCGAAGCUAGCCGAUUGUCGCGCACAACGCGGCAAACUGAUUCGGGGGGGGGCGCUAAUCCAUUUCGGUCGCCAGUUUUAUUAUGGACCUCACUAAGUAAGCUAAGAAUGAUCUUGCCUAGUUCCUAGGAUGUACUUAAGUAUGAAUAGAGUCCUGUUUCCUUGUAACCGUUAUGUACGUCAUUCCGUACGUAUGCUGCUAAUUAUGUAGGAGCUAGGAGCUUCCUCCUCGACUGGAGAUAUUCGAGCUCUCCAGUAACCAAUUAACCUUCAAGAUUGAAUAACGGUAAAGUUAAGUGGUCGUCGUUUACCUGUCAGAAAACUGUUGAACUCUACCUAGUAGUAUGAACCCUGAGAGUAUCCAUCGAUUGCAAGAUUGACUGGAUGAACG
Messenger RNA from Aspergillus caelatus, 1237 nucleotides. RefSeq lists its product as uncharacterized. The transcript has a single exon. Lineage: Eukaryota; Fungi; Ascomycota; Eurotiomycetes; Eurotiales; Aspergillaceae. The record is from RefSeq and is a predicted model, not a curated record. Bases 495 to 782 code for a protein of 95 amino acids.